Messenger RNA from Ilyonectria robusta, 1209 nucleotides. Its product is annotated as kinase-like domain-containing protein. Lineage: Eukaryota; Fungi; Ascomycota; Sordariomycetes; Hypocreales; Nectriaceae. The record is from RefSeq and is a predicted model, not a curated record. The coding region runs from base 68 to 1123 and encodes 351 amino acids. The transcript has a single exon.
CUUUUGUAUAUCUUGUUCCUGCCCACCUUCCACAGUAAACACAGCAAACCUUCUAUCAACCAAAGCGAUGGCUAGUUUCUUCGAUGCUCCUAUAUCAGAUGAUUAUUUUUUUGUCAAUGCGCCAUGCUGUCGCACUCGGCGGGAGGCUACCUUAUACUACCUCCACAAUACGCAUUUUGUCGAACUGCAACCUCCGACCGACACGCCCGUAGAAGUGCUGCAUCAGAUAGCGCAUCCAUUCUCCAUGGGGUCAGUUACCGACCGACAGAUCGUUAUCCAAAUUGAUGGGGACAUUCGAAAAUCCGUCAGAAUUGGCCGAUCCAACCUCAGCGCAGAGAAGAGUAGUCUUGAGCUCGUCAGGGCAAGGACGUCAAUUCCAGUGCCCUUCAUCCACCAGUACUAUCUAUCCGCGGACUAUGAGCACCUCGUUAUGAGCAAGAUGCCCGGAGUAACACUGGAAACCGCCUGGCCCAUGCUAUCUCCUCACGAACGGGAAUUCAUAGCUGAUGAAGUGGUUUCCCUCAUCCGUCAACUACGAACACUACAUUCUCCACACAUCCAAGCUGCUCUUCUGCAGAGACAGCCUCUGCGUGCUGGGAUUAAAAACUCGACAGAAUUCAAUAUGGAGAGAAUAAAAGAUUACCUGUGGGACCAGCGGAUUACCGACUAUAUUCGUCACAGAAGCAUAGCUGUCACCGAUGAGCCGAACGUGUUCACCCAUGGAGACUUAGAUUGGGGUAAUAUCAUGAUCACCGACAAACGAGUCAGUGGGAUCAUCGAUCUAGAGAGCAGUGGCUACUUCCCGGCAUAUUGGGAGUGGGUCACGGUCAAGAGGUUAUCUCAAGGGCUCCCCAGUGGCUCCUGGUUUCGGCUCUUGGAGCAACGGCUGAGAAAGGAAAAACUAUCCGGGUGGGAUGGAAUGUGGGAGGUAGAGAAACUGAUCUCGGCUCUGGAUUCUCACUCACAGUGGGCUUUGACACCGGAAGACCGGGAGAGAAACCGAGUCAAAGGAUGGGCCGAAGUAGGUGAGAUCCUUGGUGUAAGCAUCGGUGAUCCGCCUCCAGUCACGUACGUCGUGGCAUCCCAGCACCCCUGGUGGCUCGAGCUGGUGAAUCAACGAUAGGAAGUUAAGAAAGUGAGGAAGGGAAAAGGGCCAGAUCAUGAGGCUCAGAACACCCGACAGAUAUUCUCGUCAAUUAACCAGUAAAC